AUGAUGUUGAAUCGGUUAGUCAUCCCAGAAUGCUACCAUCAACGGAUUCUGAAACAACUUCGUCGAGGUCAUCCGGGAAUGGAACGGAUGAAAGUCCUAGCCCGAAGUCACGUUUACUGGCCGAAAAUAGACGACGACAUCUCAACGUUUGUGAGGAAAUGUGAAAUGUGUGCUGUUCAUGCCAAAUCCCCACCGAAGACUUCUCCUCAACCGUGGCCAGCAACACAUUCUCCUUGGAAACGCAUCCACAUCAACUUUGCCGGUCCAUUCAAAGGUCUCAACUUCCUGUUUGUGGUGGAUGCUCAUUCAAGGUGGCCCGAGAUCUGCACAAUCAAAUCAGCAACAUCAUCGGCAGUCAUCGAGUUCCUGGAUGAAUUGUUCGCUUGUUUUGGGAUUCCAUCAACAAUUGUUUCCGACAAUGAUACCCAAUUAAUUUCGAAACAAUUCGAAAAUUUCUGCGGGAGGAACGGUAUUCAACAUCUGGGGAUUUCGCCACAUCAUCUUCCCUCAAGAGGUCUGCUGAAAAUCAACGACUGGCAAAACAUCUACGAAUCAAACGUUCCUGCAAAUUUACCGAUCAACUCCAAGCCGUGUGCUGAAUGGUUCCACUCCAGCUGA
Molecule: messenger RNA, 618 nt
Organism: Uranotaenia lowii
Lineage: Eukaryota; Metazoa; Arthropoda; Insecta; Diptera; Culicidae
Exons: 1
Coding region: 1-618 (205 amino acids)
Biological process (GO): DNA integration
Molecular function (GO): nucleic acid binding
Source: RefSeq, a predicted model, not a curated record